This is a messenger RNA of Phytophthora sojae, 618 nucleotides long. RefSeq lists its product as hypothetical. The record is from RefSeq and is a predicted model, not a curated record. The transcript is spliced from 2 exons. The coding region runs from base 1 to 618 and encodes 205 amino acids. Lineage: Eukaryota; Oomycota; Peronosporomycetes; Peronosporales; Peronosporaceae.
AUGGUGCACUGGGGGACGGUCUUCGUGACGGUGACGGCGUCGAGCUUCCUGCUGGGGCGGCGCGAGCUGCCCAAGAUCGGGCGCUUCUUGGGGCUCUACAGCGGCCGCUCCGUGGGCGCCAUCCUGCGCGCCAAGAAGGAGUUCUUCGACGCCACCAAGGACAACGACCUGGUCAAGCUUCAACGCGAGUUCCAGCGCGGCAUCGAGGAGCUCAACGAGAUCCGCUCCGAGCUCACGACCGUCGGCAACAUGCGUCGCCCCCUGCAGCCCUCAGGAGUGCCGUCAUCUGCCCCUAAAGGCGCCACAUUUGACCACUCAGCCGCAGCAGCUACGAAUGCUACUGGUGCGGCAUCCGUAACAUCGACGCCGGCAGCGGACCAGGCGCAGUCUGCAGGCCGCUCCAGUGUGUCGCUGGCCUCGGCGGCCGCGUACGAGCUGCAGGACGGUGUGCGGCGCAGUGCCGAGGCGAGUCUGGCCAUGGCUGAGCUGAAGCUGGCGGAGCAGGGCAAGUUCGCCCCCAGAGUGGAGAGUCAAGAGGGCGGCGCUGACUACGUGUCCGCCAGCAUCAUGGACAGCCUGCUGCUGGACCAGAAGAAGACCCACAAGACGAAGGGUUGA